AGUGCGGAUUAGUGUUUGUAAGCACGGAAGGCGAUCGAGAAAUGGGAAAAUUUACACUGCUAGAGACUGGGGUGUGGAGCGAGGUCGACGUUCCCCGAAGGCAAGGGUGGGAACGUUGCAUGGCGGGCAGGUGGGUGCCGAUGUGGGGCCCUGUCGAGGAGGAAAGCUCGCCGAACCCUGGACGGGGUUUGCUAUAGUGACGCUUGAUUGAUCAUGGGAGCUUUUUGGUAAUUGUGAGGUACCAAGCCAAUCUCGUAGGAGGGAGCUGAGUUAGCGAAGCGCUCUUUCGUCUUUCCCUUACAUCGUGCUCAACAUUGUGAGGCUGCCUUGAGGGUGUAUGCUUGUCUUUUUUCCUCUCAGGGAGGUUCGUGAGAAGAGAGCACGUCGAGGUGAGUGAUCCGACUGCGAACCGAAGAUUCAAGGCUGUUGGGAGUAGUUGUGUUGCGGCCAGGCAGCUAGACAGACAGUUAUCAGGGAGCCCACCCAGAUAUGCAGCACAAGCAGUGUGUGGUGGCGUCAUCCGCCACAAACUGAGCAGGUGCGAAGGGACAGUGGCCUAGUUUUUAACGUCUGGAUUGUAACAAAUCCUUGCACGAAGAACGACCAGCUCUUUCUGUUGGUACUACUAGACCUCGGCACAUGGGGCGAUGUGAUUGAUACACGGUUCGCGUUUCAAUUUUCUUUUUCUUUUUCUCAAAUAUGAAAGGAGUCGGAACCUGUUUCAAACACUGAACCGGACACUGAUUUGAACACGUAGCAUUGUAUGUAACAAAAAGCUGAGACGAGACGCCAUUGGGCUCUGGCGACAAUGGUGCGAAAAUCCUUAGAACCGGAGGUGUCAAACGAGUCUAUUGUACUGGAUUCUAUACAAGAUUCAAAGCCUCCGAAAGUCGCGGAGACUAAGUUGCAGGAUAUGGGUUUCGACAAACCAAAGAAAGCGCGGCAGAGCUAUUCUGAGACAUCGAAGGCGACGGCACCACCUACUUGCACCGAAGACCCAGUGCAGCGGAAAGUGGUGGGGGAAACAACAGCUGAAUCAAUUAGCCUAAUUUCUGCUAGCAUAGAGAGUUAUUGUGCAGAGUCUGUCCAGAAAGAGCUUCGAUCUGAUCUGGUAGGAAUAAAACCCGUGCCAGUUGUCAGCUCUUUUCAAUAUCACGUUCUUGCUGUGGACGACAGCCGUAUCGAUCAAAGAGUUAUUGAGAAGCUUCUGAAAACAUCGUCAUAUAAAGUUACAACCGUAAACAGUGCUUUGAGGGCUUUAGAGCUAUUGGGUCUUUCAGAUAGCAGCCCCAGUUCUAUCAAGAAGCUGGAUAUCAACCUGAUAAUGACGGAUUAUUGCAUGCCAGAGAUGACUGGUUACGACCUCCUCAAGCGAGUGAAGGCCGACACAUCAGCAUUGAAGGAAAUUCCUGUUGUGGUCAUGUCUUCAGAAAACGAUAGCAAUCGCAUCGAAAGAUGUCUAGCGGAAGGUGCCGAGGAAUUCAUCAUCAAGCCAGUCCAAAUGGCAGACGUCAAACGGUUGCGGGGUCACAUAAGGCCAGUCCACACAACUUCGGACACUUCUUCGGGAACCGCCAGUGAAAACUCAGGAUCCACUUGUGGCUCUAAGAGAAAAAUGGUGGAACCGACUGAUACUUCAGAAGUGAACAGCCCCGAGAGAAGGCCUCGCCUGAGUGAAGAAUCUGUUGCAUAAUCUCGAGUGUGAGUCAUCGACUAGAAGACCAUUUGGACUUGAGCAUGAGGUGACCAUCUGAUCUGGUGCAUGAUGCCAGAGGUUUACCAUCCGAGUGGAAACGAUCUUCACGGGAAAAUCUCCUCAUGUUUGAUUGCUUGUCGAAGUUAUUCAGGACAUAUUAUUCGCACAUUUGCGUGCGUGGGAUAGUGAUCUUCAGAUUGAUUAAUUUACCGACAUAUUAUCACACGUGAUCCGACGAGGAGGAACGUUUCCUAGAGACGGGAGUUCGGGUGCAAGUUGCGGACACGGUGAAGACGAAGGAAAAAAACACACAACAGGGGAAACAGCCAGCAAGAGGUAGAAGCUCGAAAGCAUAAAGUUGUUUCGAGUUUUCUGUAUAUAGUAUACACCAGCUUCAGUAGACAAAGAGCUGAUGCAACAAUUCUUUUCCAUCGGAUGUAACACGAUUCUCUGGCAUUUGCCCGCUUUGCUGUGAGAAGCGGCACAAUAUGAAAUCAUUUAUACCACGAUAUAUGUGGGGAUACCACACGUUUUUCCA
Molecule: messenger RNA, 2234 nt
Organism: Physcomitrium patens
Lineage: Eukaryota; Viridiplantae; Streptophyta; Bryopsida; Funariales; Funariaceae
Product: two-component response regulator ARR4
Biological process (GO): cytokinin-activated signaling pathway; phosphorelay signal transduction system
Source: RefSeq, a predicted model, not a curated record